Molecule: messenger RNA, 621 nt
Organism: Penicillium atrosanguineum
Lineage: Eukaryota; Fungi; Ascomycota; Eurotiomycetes; Eurotiales; Aspergillaceae
Product: SAM-dependent methyltransferase
Exons: 5
Coding region: 1-621 (206 amino acids)
Biological process (GO): peptidyl-arginine methylation
Molecular function (GO): protein-arginine omega-N monomethyltransferase activity
Source: RefSeq, a predicted model, not a curated record
AUGACUGACAAGAGGGCCUUUGUGGUCGAGCACCUGGAUCCCGAAUUGGGACAGUGGUCGACGCUCGAGUAUGCCUGUAUCGCUCGCGAGUCUCAUGCUCUUGGAGCCCGAUUUCUGCUGAGUUCGGUGCCCGCCGAACUAAGCGGAAAUCUGCCCGCCGAACUGGUCGCCACUGAGGGCUUCGAGGUCGAGCAGCGCAGUGUCGAGGAGAUCUACCCUAAGGACAAGGUCUGCCUGUUGGAUCCUUCUGCUCAGGUGGAAUUGAGCCCGGAAGAUGGCGAUACCUUUGACGUUUUUCUCUUCGGCGGCAUUCUGGGCGAUGACCCGCCUCGCGAUCGCACCUCGGAAUUGAGGAAAAAAGGCUACACUGGUCGCCGAUUAGGCCCGAAGCAGAUGACCACCGACACCGCUGUGCGAGUCACUCGCAUGGUCGUGCAUGAGAAGAUUCCUCUCGAGAAGAUUGACUACGUCGACUACCCGGAAAUCCUGAUUAACGAGCACGAGCGGACUGAAAUGCCGUUCCGCUACGUGAAGGACGCUCAAGGCGAGCCGAUCAUGCCCAAGGGGAUGGUGGAUCUGAUUAAGAACGACGCCGACAAGGCAGUCGAUGAUCUUUUCUAA